This is a messenger RNA of Branchiostoma floridae (Florida lancelet), 439 nucleotides long. RefSeq lists its product as uncharacterized. The transcript is spliced from 2 exons. The record is from RefSeq and is a predicted model, not a curated record. Bases 83 to 439 code for a protein of 118 amino acids. Lineage: Eukaryota; Metazoa; Chordata; Leptocardii; Amphioxiformes; Branchiostomatidae.
AUCUUUUCACCACCACACAGGUGUUUGCAAGAAAGCAGAGGAUUGGGUGAUUGGUUGUGGUUUCAGCCAAUCAGAUCCCAAAAUGUUUGCUGCGACCUGUGCUAAUGAGGUCAUCACCACAGGCUUGCAGACCCCGGUUGGCCCGGCAACCAGAACCUACACUGUCAAUCAUGAAGUCACAGAUGACAAUGGUUCCACCCAGCCUGACCAACCAAAGAUCAGCUGUGCAGUUGUUCUGAACAACCGCCAGUCUCUGGCCGACAUUGGUUGCCGUGGAAACAAGGGAGUUAUCCUGGGAGACGACCUUGGUAACCUGGCUGUGUACGAGCUUGUUCCACCCAAGAGGAAGGACACGACCUUUGCUGGGAAGGUCAAGGGUCAAGAUAGCACCCAAGUGUACUGCAAGAAGGUCAGUCAUGAUUACAACAUAAUGAAAUGA